Molecule: messenger RNA, 930 nt
Organism: Sorex fumeus (smoky shrew)
Lineage: Eukaryota; Metazoa; Chordata; Mammalia; Eulipotyphla; Soricidae
Product: olfactory receptor 4K14
Exons: 1
Coding region: 1-930 (309 amino acids)
Biological process (GO): G protein-coupled receptor signaling pathway
Cellular component (GO): membrane
Molecular function (GO): olfactory receptor activity; G protein-coupled receptor activity
Source: RefSeq, a predicted model, not a curated record
AUGGACCUGAAAAAUUAUUCCUCGGUGUCAGAAUUUGUAUUACAAGGACUAUGUACUUCACGGCCACUCCAAAAUUUUCUCUUUAUAUUCUUCUCUGGAAUUUAUGUGACUAUUGUGCUAGGUAACCUCAUCAUUGUAGUCACUGUAAUUUCUGAGCCCUGCUUGCAUUCCUCCCCUAUGUACUUCCUUCUGGGAAAUCUAUCUUUCCUAGACAUCUGGUUGGCCUCAUUUGCCACCCCCAAAAUGAUCAGAGAUUUCCUAAGUGAUAGAAAGCUCAUCUCUUUUGGAGGAUGCAUGGCUCAGAUCUUCUUUUUGCACUUUGUUGGUGGGGCAGAAAUGGUACUUCUAGUGUCAAUGGCCUAUGACAGAUAUGUGGCCAUAUGCAAACCCUUGCAUUAUAUGACCAUGAUGAGCCGGAAGACUUGCAUUGGGUUAGUGUUGGUAUCCUGGUUGAUCGGAUUUCUUCACUCCAUCAGUCAAAUUGCAUUUACUGUAAAUUUACCUUACUGUGGCCCCAAUGAAGUGAAUAGUUUCUUCUGUGAUCUUCCUCUUGUGAUUAAGCUUGCCUGCAUGGACACCUAUGUGUUGGGCAUACUUAUGAUUUCAGACAGUGGGUUGCUUUCAAUGAGUUGUUUUGUAUUUCUCAUGGUCUCCUAUACUGUUAUUCUCACCACCGUCCGACGGAAUGCUUCUGGUGGGGUGUCCAAAGCACUCUCUACUUGCUCUGCACAUAUCAUGGUAGUCACACUCUUCUUUGGACCCUGCAUUUUCAUUUACGUGUGGCCUUUUAGUCGUUUCUCUGUAGAUAAGCUCCUUUCAGUGUUUUACACCAUUUUUACUCCACUCUUGAACCCCCUUAUCUACACAUUGAGAAAUAAGGAGAUGAAAACAGCUAUGAGGAAACUGAGAAACCGAUGUAUGACUUUUUGA